GUCGGGGCGGGGCGCCGCACCUAGCCCUUCCCUGCCGCGCGCUCCUCCCCCACCCCGCGCCCCGCCCCGCCCCGCCCAGCCCCGCCGCCCAGCCGCCCUCGCAAUAAGGGGCCUGAGCGCGCGGGGGAGAAGCGGGAGCGGGAGCGAGAGCGAGCUGGCCGCGCCGUCGGGCGCCGGGCCGGGCCAUGGAGCUGUGGCCGUGUCUGGCCGCGGCGCUGCUGUUGCUGCUGCUGCUGGUGCAGCUGAGCCGCGCGGCCGAGUUCUACGCCAAGGUCGCCCUGUACUGCGCGCUGUGCUUCACGGUGUCCGCCGUGGCCUCGCUCGUCUGCCUGCUGCGCCACGGCGGCCGGACGGUGGAGAACAUGAGCAUCAUCGGCUGGUUCGUGCGAAGCUUCAAGUACUUUUACGGGCUCCGCUUCGAGGUGCGGGACCCGCGCAGGCUGCAGGAGGCCCAGCCCUGUGUCAUCGUCUCCAACCAUCAAAGCAUCCUGGACAUGAUGGGCCUCAUGGAGGUCCUUCCGGAGCGCUGCGUGCAGAUCGCCAAGCGGGAGCUGCUCUUCCUGGGGCCUGUGGGCCUCAUCAUGUACCUCGGGGGUGUCUUCUUCAUCAACCGGCAGCGCUCUAGCACUGCCAUGACAGUGAUGGCCGACCUGGGCGAGCGCAUGGUCAGGGAGAACGUGGGGUCCCAUGCCAGCUGCUUUGCGAAGUGGGGCUUCUUAGGAGGCGAGGCGGCGUGGCCUUUCUGGGGCGGCCUGGGCAUGAGGUCAGUCCAGGCUCUUCUCUCCCUGCAGCUCAAAGUGUGGAUCUAUCCCGAGGGUACUCGCAAUGACAAUGGGGACCUGCUGCCUUUUAAGAAGGGUGCCUUCUACCUGGCAGUCCAGGCACAGGUGCCCAUCGUCCCAGUGGUGUAUUCCUCCUUCUCCUCCUUCUACAACACCAAGAAGAAGUUUUUCACUUCAGGAACAGUCACAGUGCAGGUGCUGGAAGCCAUCCCCACCAGCGGCCUCACUGCGGCGGACGUCCCUGCGCUCGUGGACACCUGCCACCGGGCCAUGAGGACCACCUUCCUCCACAUCUCCAAGACCCCCCAGGAGAACGGGGCCACUGCGGGGUCUGGCGUGCAGCCGGCCCAGUAGCCCAGACCACGGCAGGGCAUGACCUGGGGAGGGCAGGUGGAAGCCGAUGGCUGGAGGAUGGGCAGAGGGGACCCCUCCGGGCUUCCAAAUACCACUCUGUCCGGCUCCCCCGGCUCUCACUCAGCCCGGGAAGCAGGAAGCCCCUUCUGUCACUGGCCUCAGACACAGGCCCCUGGUGUCCCCUGCAGGGGGCUCAGCUGGACCCUCCCUGGGCUCGAGGGCAGGGACUCGCGCCCACGGCGCCUCUGGGAGCUGGGAUGACGAAGAUGAGGCUUGCGGCUGUGGCCCGCUGGUGGGCUGAGCCACAAGGCCCCCGAUGGCCCGGGAGCAGAUGGGAGGACCCCGAGGCCAGACGCACACUGUCCGAGCCCUCUGCUCAGCCGCCUGGGACCCACCAGGCUGCAGCUGGGCUCCAGGGUCCAGCCCACAAGCUGUAUCAGGCUCUCUGGGAGAGGAGGGGCCUGGAGGGCCGGGAGUCCCAGACUCACGCACCCUGGGCCACAGGGAGCCGGGAAUCAGGGCCUGCUGCUCCUGCCGGCCUGGAAGACUCUGUGGGGUCAGCACUGUACUCCGUUGCUGUUUUUUUAUAAACACACUCUUGGAAGUGGC
Molecule: messenger RNA, 1745 nt
Organism: Gorilla gorilla gorilla (western lowland gorilla)
Lineage: Eukaryota; Metazoa; Chordata; Mammalia; Primates; Hominidae
Gene: AGPAT2
Product: 1-acylglycerol-3-phosphate O-acyltransferase 2
Exons: 6
Coding region: 186-1136 (316 amino acids)
Biological process (GO): phosphatidic acid biosynthetic process
Cellular component (GO): endoplasmic reticulum; membrane
Molecular function (GO): 1-acylglycerol-3-phosphate O-acyltransferase activity
Source: RefSeq, a predicted model, not a curated record